UGAAGUCGAACAAGCCUAUUGUUCACACGUUGCUAAGAGCGACAGUAUGGAUUACAGGUGAGAGUCAGUCUGCUUGUUCUCUGUAAAAGUGUCAUCUGUCUCUGAGAAGACCGCGGUCUUUGGGAUUUUUAAGGGCAAUGAACGUGAAGCGCAAACAGAUGACAUCCGAGGAGAAACCCACUUGCACAACUGUAACAGUUGUAAGAGGCAAACGACCAAUGCAUCGAAGCACUUUGAUUCUAAGCGAUCAGACCGAGUCAGUUUAUUCUACAACACAUGCUGAGAGUUUCUCUAGGAGAGGACACGAUGGUCAGGCGUUGGUCUUUCCGUUUCGAGAUCCACUCUGUCCUUCACAGCAUAAAGUAAAGCUGGACUUCAGCAACGUGCAAGUAACAGCAGGCCAGACACACUCCAGAGAUGUACAUGGACCAAAGGACAUAGUACCACAUUAUGUCCUGCAUAGUGCAGGGGAACAGAACAAAACACGAAACUAUGGUGGCUGUUUGAUGAAAGAGGUCACCAACCCUGAUGAUGUCACUCCGUACCAGACCACAUAUCAUACUGAGCACUGCAUUACUUCGACCAGAUAUUUAACAGAUGAAUCCAGUGGACAUCCAGUUCUGUGGCACAAGCAUAAUAUUAUAACAGGAGAGGAGAAGACACCAGUUGGGCCAGGACAGUCCAGAAGACAAUCUGGAGAGAGAGGCCUGUGGGCAGCUCGACGCUGGGAGACACAGUGCGAUUCUUUCCGUCUGUAUUGAACCAGUC
Molecule: messenger RNA, 768 nt
Organism: Paramisgurnus dabryanus
Lineage: Eukaryota; Metazoa; Chordata; Actinopteri; Cypriniformes; Cobitidae
Source: RefSeq, a predicted model, not a curated record